This is a messenger RNA of Macrobrachium nipponense, 4921 nucleotides long. It is a transcript of the gene Amph, whose product is annotated as amphiphysin-like. The record is from RefSeq and is a predicted model, not a curated record. Lineage: Eukaryota; Metazoa; Arthropoda; Malacostraca; Decapoda; Palaemonidae. Gene Ontology annotation, molecular function: protein binding; phospholipid binding. Gene Ontology annotation, cellular component: cytoplasm; plasma membrane.
GGUCGCAACUCGACGGCAGGGUCAGCUUCGAGGCUGGAACCUGGGUCUGAGCUCGGAGAGUCGAGCCACCAGCCAGCCCAGCGACGCACUCAGUCACACCUUGGCUGUUCUCAUGAAUAAUGAAGUGUGAUGAAUACAUGUGAUAUUUUUUUAGGUGGAUUACUAUGAAAAGAACGAGAAACGUGUGGUUUUUAUGAAUAAUAAAACGGAAAAACGAUGAAUUUUAACUGUGUGAACCUGUGUGAUUAGUUUUUAAAACGUUUGUGUUUUCUGAGAAUCCAUGAUUUGACGCCCGUCGUCUUUUUAGGAAAUUAUUAUCGUCUUUAAGUUUGAAGUUUAUGAAAAAAAGUUGUUUAUUUGAUAAUGAAAUCAACCCGAUUUUGUGCUGAAGUCCGUCUUAUAAUAGAUCAUUGCUGAAUGAACUGACCACCACACCUUCCUUCCCUCUUGUUGUGAUCGAUGAAUCUGUGUUUCCCCAAAGUGCUCGUCCGCUGAACCGUCCCUAUUGGUCCUAUACCGAUACCAACCGAUCAUCAGCCAUCCUUAUUCUCAUAUAAAAGAGCGAGAGAGACUUCUUAACCCCGCUUGAAUUCGUUCCAAACGAUGGACGGCCUCGAACUGGAGGAGAUCGAGGUGGCUGACACCCCCGUCAGGAGGAAACCCAACAACAACAACAGCAGCAGCGAAGACGUGGCCCUCGACUCGCCCCCUUCGGCGCCUUCUACGCCCGUCCCCCCCUCCCCGCCCGAUCCCACCUCCCCGACGCAGAACCUGCAGCCCGUGCCCCCUCCCCCACCACCGACCACCCCGACCACCGGGCCCGGGGGCGGCGGCUUCGGGGCCAAGCUGCCCAACAUUAAGAUCAAGAAACAGUACAGCAAAAUUUUCAGGAUUAAGACCAAGAUUCUACAAAAUUUAGGCAAAGCGGACAAGACCACAGACGACAUCUUCGACGAAUUCGAGGCCAACUUCUCGAAGCAGCAGCAGAACGCCAACCGAUUGCACAAGGAAGUCGCUAAUUACCUCAGGUGUUGCAGAGCGUUACACGGCGCCAGCAAGAGCCUGUUCGAGACCCUAGGAGACGUGUACGAGCAGGAAUGGGUCGGCCACGAGCUGCUGUACGCGCAGGCGCAGAACUCCGACAUGCUGUGGACCGACUUCUGCCACAAGGUGCAGGACCAGACGCUCGCCCCCCUCACCGCCUACCAGUCACAGUUUCCAGAAAUCAGGAAAAAGAUUGAUAAGAGAGGCCGCAAAUUGGUAGACUACGACAGCCAGCGACACCAGCUAGAAAACCUACAGAGAGCCACCCGUCGGGAUGAAUACAAGAUCGCCCGGGCACAAGACGCAUUGGAAACUGCUCGAGUCACUUACGAAGCACUCAAUAAGGAAUUGUACGAUGAACUGCCAACCCUCUACGACCAGCGUAUCCCCAACGUUUCCAACCACUUACAGUCACUCUUUGCUGCUGAAUCUACUUUCAUGGCUGAGUCUAGCAAGGUCGCCAAGGAGCUGGAGGCCAUAUCCGACAAGUUGUCGAAGGAAUGUGCGAAGGGAACCUACAAGACAAAACAGAGAGCCACCCCUCGUCCUCUGUCUGUUGUAGAAGUUAAUAAGCCAAACUCUCCUUCCAUGUGGUACGAUGGCGGGGCAGGAGAUGAGGGAGAAAACUCCUUCCAGUUGAACGAGGGGAACGAUGCAGUGCUCGAAAUAUCCGCUAUGGAGAAUUCUUCUUCCUCCGCUCCCAUGGAGACGGAGCAGUCAUAUAAAUCUAUCCCAGAUAAUGACCAUGCUCCGACCCCUCCUUCGAGUCCGCUCCCUAUCGAAAGCCUUGCCAACAACGGUGCUGACUCUGCCCUGAAUCCUACUCCUCCUCCUACUCACAACUCUCAGGCUGAUGAGGACAAACGUCCAACAAUCUCUGGUCCCAUGACUCACAAGAAGGAAGAAAUUGGACGUCCAUACGAGGAGAUUGAGUUUGAAGACAAGAAGGUUAAUGGGACCCUCUCCUCCGCUCGGUCCAACGGAGAAGUCAUAGGCACUAAAGUUCCCCCUGCUGCUGAGUCAGCGCUCAGUAACGGUCCUUCCUUCACAUCUCCUUUGGCUGAUCUCGACAAAAAGGUGGAGGAGAUUUAUGACAUCCCCGUGGAUGGAGGAAUACAGAAUGGUACGUUGACAGGUGCGACCACAGAAGGACUCCCACAAGGUGUGCUAUACCGUGUGCGUGCAACCUACAAGUACACACGUGAGGACGUGGAUGAAAUCAGCUUCGAAGUCGGCGACAUCAUACAGGUGGUCGAAUAUGAUGAUCCGGAAGAACAGGAGGAGGGCUGGCUUUGCGGAAUCAAAGAAGGCGGCGGCGAAAAAGGACUCUUCCCCGCCAACUUCACCCGGCCUCUCUAAGCUUCCCCUGUUCUCCCUCAAGUACUUAUAGAAAUACUUGGAGAAGUCCCAACAUGCAGGAUGGAAUACAAAGCCAGAUCAUUGAUUCAUUACAUAAAACCAAACAGUUGUUGCAAAUCAUUGCAAAUUUCACAAGAGCAUUGACGGCGGUUGUUUGUAAUUCAAAGAUUUUUUUAUAUAUGAAUAUUUGAAGUCUAGUGAUUACUUUUAUGAUUAUUUAAACAUUUGGAUGUUGCUGUAUGCUUUAGGAAUGCUGUAAGCAAAACAAUCGGCCAUAGAUCAUGUAUUACAUGUGCUAAUGUGCUAAGAGAUACUUUGUCCACAAUCAUAGCAAUAGAAUGUUAUUUUGGUACGAUUUACACUCAAAAGAUUUCUGACUGCAAUAUGCUAAUCUUAGAUCAUUUGAAUAAAUUUUGCUCAGUUUUUCUUUUCUUAGACAGGUUAGAUAGUUCUGAAUGGAAACACAUAUUGCAGAGAAAAGCUCCAUAAUAUAAUCCCUUUGUUGUGAAAACCCAUCAUUAUUGUGUUUUGGCCCUCCUCUUGUCUUUUGUAAUUAUUUUCUAUCAUUAUUGAAAAGUAGUUCCCUUAUUCUCAUGUAUCUAGGGAUUUUUUUUUCUACUCUGAAUUAAAGCAGCUAUUUCUCUGAGAGAAGAGGUAUCGUAUAUGACUAUAUUUAUUGAUUUGUGUAGAUAAGGUAUUGUUGUGUUUGUGAAUGUUUAUUUGAUCUGGUUCCUCAUACUUUGUCACGUAAAUGCAAGGAAGUUUUAGGAUUUGAUCCAGUACUAAGGGCAUAUUUGAAUGGCUAGGUACCAUUUGGAGUUGGCUUGCGCAAAUUCUUUCAGUAGCCAGAUUAACCUUCAUAAGAUUACUCGACCGCAGACUUCGUCGUAGUGAUACACUUUCAGAUAUCUUGCUGCAGUCAGGUUAACUCAUGUGAUGAGUCCUUUUCCAUGGCAUGAAAAGGAAAUGGUCAACCUUUGCCUGAGAGAAAAAUACAUCCAUUUUAGAAUGUUUUUCAUGAAAUGGACCGAAGUUAGGCUCCUUGUCUUAAGGAAAUUGACUUGUGAAGGUUUACAGUCAUUUUCAUUUUGAUGUAGGAUUUUCAAGAAUCUUGAACAAUUUUAACCAUUUUUUUUUAUUCCUACUCUCCACAAGUACUACUUGUAUGCAUGUUGUAAUGAAAUUCUUCCCAUUUUAGGAAUUAUAUAACAAUGUUUUUACUAGUCUUCCCCAACCCCCUCUUGACCUUUCUUCCCUACUGUAGGUUCAAGACAAAUUAAGGGUAGUAAUCUGAAAUCUCUCUCUUCCUGUAUGCUUGGCUGUAACGUCGGAUCAUAACAAAAAAAGAUGUGUGUAAAUAAUCACAGUGAUAAAAGCCUGUGUAUAUAGUUCUCAAUUGUAAAUAACAGUGAAAUGUAAAGACGGAAUCUCUUUGGAGUUACGUACAUGUAUAUAAUAAGGUUCUGUACUAAAGAUCUGAAUAUAUAUUUAGAAUUUGUUUAAGUCUAGAGGCUGCUAACCAUCGCGAUUCACACUUUUUGCUCUGUACCAAGUUAGCUGUCUGACGACGAACUAUCAUUUGUGGGAAAAAAAAAAUCGUUCCUUAGUUGGACGUUGUGCCAUGAAUCCCUUUUGAGGUACUUAAUUAGUUAUACUAAUAUAUGUGAGAGUAUGUAGUACAUGUGUUAUACCUAAUUAUGUUAUUGCUCAUCAUACCCUUUUAUUAAAUAUGUAUGCUUUGUUUAACCCUCUUGUACUCUUCCCCCACAUUCAUUUCCCCUAUUGAUGCUUGUUGUUGUACAUGAAACAAAACCGUAAUGCAAAAACAAGGUGCCUUUUUUUACCUAAAGCAGAGAGCGUGCCUUAACGUCAUUGGUCAAUAGAUGGGAAUACUCUGUUAUUCCCCCCAAAAAAAAGCUUUGCCCAUCAAAAGGUUUUGAAAACGAGGUUUAUGUUUUAUUACACUUGAAGAUAUUGUAAAACUAUUCAGUUAGAAAGGUGUUUAUAAAAAUCGAUUGUGUACAUCUAAGCUUUGUUGAUGUAUCCAUAUUCACUAGGGUGCCACAUACUGUAUAUUAUAGAGAUUUCUGAAUUGACACUUGAUACAACAAGUUUGCUUUAUUUGAGCAAGUGGUAUCCAGCAUGUGUAACCUGUGUAUUUACAAUGUGCCUUGAUUUGAGAAAAACAAAACCAACCAACUUUAUAGAAUAAAAUGCAACAUUGUCUUGUACGUGUCAGUUUCUAGGUUAUCUUGGAUUAUUAAAAGCAGACGUAGGCAUUUAACCAGUAAUUUUUUUUCUUUUUUAAGGCAAUACCGAAGUCCAGCUGCUGUUUAAAGUGAGCUUGGGACCAUGUCAAGCAGAGACCUGCAGGUCUCAUUUUAAAAACUUUCCUUGCUUAUAUUUCUCAUGUUCCCAGACUGCUGGGGACUUGAAAAUAAGCAGGAACCAUAAUAGUAUGAUUAAUUGUACUGUAUUAACAUCAAAGCUAAUAAUAAACAGAUCCUGAGGUGAUCAA